Messenger RNA from Staurois parvus, 370 nucleotides. The record is from the annotation of a GenBank genome assembly. NCBI's taxonomy places the organism in Eukaryota, Metazoa, Chordata, Amphibia, Anura, Ranidae.
GGACAGGAGAAGUGGGACUGUGCAGAGUCCAUACAUACAGAAUGGGGACAGAUACCGAGAAUGACACCCGGCAUCCGGGACAGGAGAAGUGGGACUGUGCAGAGUCCAUACAUACAGAACAGGGACAGAUACCGAGAAUGACACCCGGCAUCCGGGACAGGGAGAAGUGGGACUGUGCGGAGUCUUUGGAGGUGUCAGGAAAUAAGGGGGAGGCGGCAUUAGUAUUUCUCGGAGUCCAUUGAGGGACACAAGAAUUCCAAUACAUCCGGGUUUUACUGUCACCCACAAGGGGAUUAGUCAGACAAAAUGGUGUAGGCCAGCUCAGGAUAGCCCCUCCUCUUCCCAGCAUAGCCCCUCCUCUUCCCAGCAU